This is a messenger RNA of Elephantulus edwardii (Cape elephant shrew), 3309 nucleotides long. RefSeq names its product teashirt zinc finger homeobox 1 (gene TSHZ1). The record is from RefSeq and is a predicted model, not a curated record. NCBI's taxonomy places the organism in Eukaryota, Metazoa, Chordata, Mammalia, Macroscelidea, Macroscelididae. Gene Ontology annotation, cellular component: nucleus. Gene Ontology annotation, biological process: regulation of transcription by RNA polymerase II. The transcript has 3 exons. Gene Ontology annotation, molecular function: DNA binding; DNA-binding transcription factor activity, RNA polymerase II-specific. The coding region runs from base 1 to 3309 and encodes 1102 amino acids.
AUGGAGCAGGAUGUCCAGGUGGCCUCCCCGCUGUUCUUACCCAUCACAGAGCCAGAAAGGGAGGAGCUCGGGCCCCUUGAAGGCAGCGUGGAGUGCAUGGGGGAGUCGGUGGACCCCUGGGGGUCUCUCAGCCUUGCCUUGUCUCUCCCAGCUUAUGUCCCCGAGGAGGAGCUGAAGGCGGCUGAGAUCGAUGAGGGAGCCCCGGAGGAGGACGGCCAGCCCCUGGACGUGCAGGAGAGCGAGUUCGCAUGCAAUGAGGACGGCGACGUCAAGGAGUCCCAGAGCUUCCAGAACUCCCCGGUCAGCACGGCCACCAACCAGGACGCGGGCUAUGGGUCGCCGUUCAGCGAGGGCAGUGACCAGGCCCCCCACUUCAAACUGCCCUCCUCCCGCGAGGAGAAGGAGGAUGCUCCGGGCCCCGAGUCCGUCUCCUACCCCCAGGACAGCCUGGCGCAGAUCAAAGCCGUCUACGCCAACCUCUUCUCUGAGUCCUGCUGGUCCAGCCUGGCCCUGGACCUGAAGAAGCCCAGCCUGCCCACCAGCACCAGCGAUGCCAGCCAGAAGGACAGCGCCCCGCCGGCCGCCACCCCACCGGCCGCCAGCACUGGCGCGCACUCGGCCACCACGAGCACCAGCACCAGCGCCAGCACGGGCACCGGCCAUGGCGGCUCCGGCUACGACUGGCACCAGGCGGCGCUGGCCAAGACGCUGCAGCAGACGUCGUCAUUCGGGCUGCUGCCCGAGCCCAGCCUCUUCAGCACCGUGCAACUGUACCGGCAGAACAACAAGUUGUACGGCUCCGUGUUCACUGGCGCCAGCAAGUUCCGCUGCAGGGACUGCAGCGCCGCCUAUGACACGCUGGUGGAGCUGACGGUGCACAUGAACGAGACGGGCCACUACCGCGACGACAACCGCGACAAGGACGCCGAGAAGGCCAAGCGCUGGUCCAAGCCCAGGAAGCGGUCGCUGAUGGAGAUGGAGGGCAAGGAGGAUGCCCAGAAGGUGCUCAAGUGCAUGUACUGCGGCCACUCCUUCGAGUCCCUGCAGGACCUCAGUGUCCACAUGAUCAAAACCAAGCAUUACCAGAAAGUGCCUCUCAAGGAGCCGGUGCCCGCCAUCACCAAGCUCGUGCCCUCCACCAAGAAGCGCGCCCUGCAGGAGCUCACCUCGCCCUGCUCGCCUGAGCCCACGGCGGCCGCCGAUGGCCCGCUGGCCGAGGCCGGGAAGGACCAGAAGGCGGCCAACCCCUACGUGACCCCCAACAACCGCUACGGCUACCAGAAUGGGGCGAGCUACACCUGGCAGUUCGAGGCCCGCAAGGCGCAGAUCCUGAAGUGCAUGGAGUGUGGGAGCUCCCACGACACCCUGCAGCAGCUCACGGCCCACAUGAUGGUCACUGGCCACUUCCUGAAGGUCACCACGUCCGCCUCCAAGAAGGGCAAGCAGCUGGUGCUGGACCCGGUGGUGGAGGACAAGAUCCAGUCCAUCCCACUGCCCCCCACCACGCACACCCGGCCGCCUGCUGGCGUCAAGAAGCAACCCGACUCGCCGGCCGGCUCCUCCACGGCUGAGGACAAGAAAGAGCCAGACAAGGACGGGGACAAGACGGCGCCCGCGGUGGCCAGUGAGGCGGACAAGAAGAUCAAGGAGGAGAGCGAGGACAGUGCCGCCAAGCUGGAGCCCACCGCGCUGUACCAGUACCUGCGCGAGGAGGACCUGGACGACAGCCCCCGGGGCGGCGUGGACAUCCUCAAGUCGCUGGAGAACACGGUGAGCACGGCCAUCAGCAAGGCCCAGAACGGCGCGCCCUCGUGGGGUGGCUACCCUAGCAUCCACGCGGCCUACCAGCUGCCGGGCGCCACCAAGCCGCCGCCGAGCGUGCAGGUGCCAGCGGCCUAUGGCCCGGCCAAGGCGCUGGCUGAGCACAGUGCACUCCUGCCCUCGCCGGGCAGCCUCACGCCCCCGCCACACCGCAGCAACGUGUCGGCCAUGGAGGAGCUAGUGGAGAAGGUGACGGGCAGGGCGUGCGUCAAGGAGGAGCGGCCAGCCCCCGAGAAGGAGAAGGGCUCCCCAGACAAGCCCUUGUCCCCGGUGGCGAAAGAGAACAAAGAUCUCCCCAGAGCUGAGGACGUGGGCAGCAAGCCAACCCCCAGAAAGCGCCCAGACACGGAAGCAGGGAAGGCCAGGAAGGGGGCCCCCGGUGACGUACACCCCCCGAACGGCACCGAGCCCCUGAAAGCCAAAGUGGCCAACGGCUGCAGUGCCCUGGGCAUCAUCACCGAGCACUCGCCCGAGCCACCCUUCAUCAACCCGCUGAGUGCGCUGCAGUCCAUCAUGAACGCCCACCUGGGCAAGGUGUCCAAGCCCGCCAGCCCCUCGCUGGACCCACUAGCCAUGCUGUACAAGAUCAGCAACAGCGUGCUAGACAGGCCUGCCCAGCCCGGUGCCCCCGGCAAGCAGGCCGAUGCCAUCGACCGCUACUACUACGAGAGCAGUGACCAGCCCAUCGACCUGACCAAGUCCAAGAGCAAGCCCCUGGUGGCCGGGGUGGCUGAGGCCGUGGCGUCACCGCUGCGGGAGAGCGCGCUCAUGGACAUCUCGGAUAUGGUGAAGAACCUCACGGGCCGCCUGACGCCCAAGUCGUCCACGCCCUCCACCGUGUCUGAGAAGUCGGACGCCGACGGCAGCAGCUUUGAGGAGGCCCUGGACGAGCUGUCCCCCGUGCACAAGCGCAAGGGACGUCAGUCCAAUUGGAACCCCCAGCACCUGCUCAUCCUGCAGGCCCAGUUUGCGUCCAGUCUCCGGGAGACGCCCGAGGGCAAGUACAUCAUGUCCGACCUUGGUCCCCAGGAGCGGGUGCACAUCUCCAAAUUCACAGGCCUGUCCAUGACCACCAUCAGUCACUGGCUGGCCAAUGUCAAAUACCAGCUGCGCAGGACAGGAGGGACCAAGUUCCUCAAGAACCUCGACACGGGGCACCCCGUGUUCUUUUGCAACGAUUGUGCCUCUCAGUUCAGGACCGCGCCCACCUACGUCAGCCACCUGGAGACGCACCUGGGCUUCAGCUUGAAGGACCUGUCCAAGCUGCCGCUCAGUCAGGUGCAGGAGCAGAACCCCACCAAGGUGCUCGCAGGCAAGCCGCUGGGUGCCCUGGGGGCGGCGGAGGAGGACCUGGGCUCCACAUUCCAGUGCAGGCUCUGUAGCCGGACCUUUGCCAGCAAGCACGCGGUCAAACUGCACCUUAGCAAGACGCAUGGCAAGUCCCCGGAGGACCACCUCAUCUACGUCACAGAGCUGGAGAAACAAUAG